Caenorhabditis remanei is the source of this 735-nucleotide messenger RNA. RefSeq lists its product as uncharacterized. NCBI's taxonomy places the organism in Eukaryota, Metazoa, Nematoda, Chromadorea, Rhabditida, Rhabditidae. The transcript has 5 exons. The coding region runs from base 1 to 735 and encodes 244 amino acids. The record is from RefSeq and is a predicted model, not a curated record.
AUGCCCAGCUCCCCCAAAUUUCUUCUAUUACUUUUCUUAUCCUUAAUCCCACUAUCUCACUCCGGCUCCUCUAGAAGAUACGGAUUAGAUAGAUGGAAGACUGGGUGUACUGCUGUGGGAGAGUUUGAUAUGAGUUAUUGUGAUUGGAUAGUCGGAAUGAAAAACAUCUGGAGACAUAACUCGAUUGCAUGGUGGCCGGAUCAGACAAAGAACAUGAGUUAUGUGGAGUUGAAGAAGCAUUGUGAUGAUUCUUUUGUCUGCCUAGAAAACACUGGCUGCUACAAGGACUUUGUAAAUUACCAAGAACUUGACAAAUGUGUGGAUGAUGUAUUUUGGCUUGGCCCAAUGCAUUUCUGUGAGAAGAAGUUGAGAGAAGUCUUGGAUUCCACCCCAGAUCAGUUGGCUCCGUGUGUUAAGGAGUAUUUGAAAAAUAAAAAUCCAGACAAAUUCGACUGUUUGAGCAUUCACGAGAAGGGACAAUGUUUCUUGGCUGACGUUGAAAAGCACUGUGAUCCAAAACUGCUGCCAAUGUACAAAGAGCACCAAAGUCUCCGCCUCUUCAAUCGUGCAUGUGACGGUCGCUUGAGAUACAAAGAUUGGGAUUACAAUGGAGCGCAAAACGAUGCGCUUCAGUUCAAUGUGUUUAGUGUCAAAGCUUCGGACCCGAAGAGGGGAAUUCUGAAGAAUCCAGAUGUUGAAGAAACAACUGAUGGAAAUAAUUCAACAGAGGUUUAA